This is a messenger RNA of Saccharomyces eubayanus, 2115 nucleotides long. It is a transcript of the gene POL12, whose product is annotated as DNA-directed DNA polymerase alpha subunit POL12. Lineage: Eukaryota; Fungi; Ascomycota; Saccharomycetes; Saccharomycetales; Saccharomycetaceae. The transcript has a single exon. Gene Ontology annotation, biological process: DNA replication initiation; DNA replication. Gene Ontology annotation, cellular component: alpha DNA polymerase:primase complex. Bases 1 to 2115 code for a protein of 704 amino acids. Gene Ontology annotation, molecular function: DNA binding. The record is from RefSeq and is a predicted model, not a curated record.
AUGAGCAGAUCUAUUGAUGUCAUCACGCAUUUCGGCCCAGAGGCUGAUAAACCAGAAAUAAUUACUGCAUUACAGAACUUAACGAAGGUACACGCAUUGACUGUUGAGGAUUUGUAUAUUAAAUGGGAGCAGUUCUCCAACCAAAAGCGUCAAACGCACACAGACUUAACCUCCAAGAAUCUAGAUGAAUUUAAACAAUUCUUACAAUUACAAAUGGAAAAGCGUGCUACGCAAAUCUCUUCCAAUUCCAAGAUAAACCCCUCAAUCAAGAAACCUCUCAUAAAUAAGAGCUUGAACUCAAGCCCACUGUUUGGUCUUAAUAUUCCUAAGACUCCAACGUUAAAGAAAAGAAGGCUACAUGGACCUUCUUCACUCAGUGACUCUAAGAAACCUUAUACUGCGGGUUCUGAGGUAGAAACAAAUGGUAACGGUGACAGCUCAUUAAAAUUGGAAUUCACACCAGGUGUGCCGGAAGGUAACGAGGAUACGAAGUUUCAACCAUCUGCUAAAAGCCUCAAUGUAAACACCCCCAAUCCAUCAACAUUCCAAACUCCAACAAUAAACACCCCAACCGCGCUGAAACUGAGUACAACUGGUGGUAAAAUUUUGGAUUCCCUUAAUCCUGAAAACAUUGAAAUAUCUCCAGGUAAUUCAAAUGUAGGUUUAGAUUCAACUGAAGAAUUACCUCCUAGUGAAGUUAGAGUCGAACCAUUCUAUGAUGCUAAAAAGUAUAGAUUUAGAACAAUGAGACAAAACUUACAAGAAGCUUCCGACGUUCUCGACGAUCAGAUCGACUCAUUUACCAGAAUUAUUCAGGAUCAUUACAAGUUGUCCCCGAAUGAUUUUGCUGAUCCAACCAUACAAUCUCAGUCUGAGAUUUAUACCGUUGGAAGAAUUGUUCCAGACUCGCCUACCUAUGACAAGUUUUUAAACCCAGAAUCACUUGCCUUAGAAACUUCUAGAAUGGGCGGUGUUGGUAGGAGAGUAAGACUAGACUUAUCCCAGAUCAACGAGCUUUCUUUUUUUUUAGGACAAAUCGUAGCAUUCAAAGGCAAAAAUGCUAACGGAGAUUACUUCACCGUCAAUUCCACCUUAGCGCUACCUUACCCAAAUUCUCCUGUGUCUACGCCAGAAGAACUUCAAGAGUAUCAAGCAAAUUUAGAAGGUUCGUCUCUAAAAGUUAUUGCCACAUGUGGACCAUACUUUGCCGACGAUAGCUUCUCCCUGGAACUAUUGGAGGAUUUCAUUAGUCGUAUCAAUACUGAAGUCAAACCACACGUCUUGAUAUUGUUUGGUCCAUUCAUAGACAUCACUCACCCCCUAAUUGCCAGCGGUAAACUGCCAAAUUUCCCUCAAUUUAAAACGCAACCAAAAACGCUGGAUGAACUGUUUUUAAAGUUAUUCACACCUAUCCUAAAAACGAUAUCACCACACAUUCAAGUCAUACUGAUACCUUCUACAAGAGAUGCUAUCUCAAAUCAUGCUGCGUAUCCACAAGCCUCUUUGAUUAGAAAAGCAUUACAAUUACCUAAAAAAAACUUCAAGUGUGUAACGAAUCCUUCCUCCUUCCAAAUAAAUGAAAUAUAUUUUGGCUGCUCAAAUGUGGAUACUUUCAAAGACUUGAAAGAAGUCAUAAAAGGUGGUACUACUUCAUCGAGAUAUAGACUGGACCGUGUUUCGGAGCAUAUCUUGCAACAGCGCAGAUACUAUCCUAUAUUUCCAGGCAGCAUUCGUACAAGAAUAAAAUCUAACAACAUACAAGUGAAGAAGGAAUCCAACAACGUGAAGGGUAAUGAAGAAAAAGUAUAUGAACAUAUAUCAGGUGCCGACUUGGACGUAGGUUACCUGGGGUUGACCGAAUUCGUUGGCGGGUUCACCCCAGACAUAAUGAUUAUACCAAGUGACCUACAGUACUUUGCAAGAGUGGUUCAAAAUGUGGUUGUGAUAAACCCUGGAAGAUUCAUUAGAGCAACCGGAAAUAGAGGCUCGUAUGCACAAAUCACGGUAACUUGUCCGGAUCUUGAAGAUGGGAAGUUAACACUCGUCGAAGGUGAAGAGCCUGUCUAUCUCCACAAUGUAUGGAAGCGUGCUAGAGUUGACUUAAUUACUAGUUGA